This is a messenger RNA of Penicillium vulpinum, 1491 nucleotides long. RefSeq lists its product as uncharacterized. The record is from RefSeq and is a predicted model, not a curated record. NCBI's taxonomy places the organism in Eukaryota, Fungi, Ascomycota, Eurotiomycetes, Eurotiales, Aspergillaceae. Bases 1 to 1491 code for a protein of 496 amino acids. The transcript has 2 exons.
AUGGGGUUCUUUUCUAGCACACAACCACAACCUACCACCGUGUCGAGUGACGAGGUCAUACCUCUCCAUUUCUGGAAUACUGCUUUAUGUAUGACCGGCACGGUGCUAGAUGUCUCGCUUAAAUUUGAUGAUGUGUUGGAUAUCUCAAAACUUCGCGGCGCGCUCGAGCAACUACUCGAGAUGGAAGAUUGGAGACAGUUGGGGGCUCGAUUGCGCAUGAACAAGAAUGGGAAAUUUGAAUAUCAUAUUCCAGCACGCUUCGAUGCCUCGAGGCCGGCAUUCACCAUGACCAAUGCUCAGCAUAGGACAAGCAUUACCGACCACCCACUUGGCACCAGAAUACCGCAUGCAACCGAAAUGCCCGCCAUCUUUCCAUCCCCCGAUGAAUUAAGUCCUCUACUACGCAGCGUAGAUGCUCCAAAAUCCAUCAAUGAUUGGAUCUAUUCGGACCUGCCUCAAUUGUCUAUACACAUCAUCACUUUCAGCGACGCCACAAUAAUUACCGUGACAUGGCUACACACACUGGCUGAUGUUAUGGGAAUGACAAUAAUCUUGAACGCGUGGACUACUCUACUUCAAGGGAACCGAGAGGCGAUCCCCAAGAUACAAGGUUUCAGAUCAGACCCGCUCACGCAACUCGGUCAACGCACCCCGGCGGAAAAGUACAUGCACUUCAACCGUGUGUUUGGUCGGAAAGAGUUUUUGUGGUUUAUCGGGUUGAAUAUUCUUGACAGACUGUGGUACCGCGAGGAGCAGCGGCGUACAAUUUGUAUUCCCGCCGCAUGUUUGCGGAAUCUCCGCCAGCAAGCGUCUAGUGAGCUCUCUGCUUCCUCGCAGAAUCAAAAAGAGCCAGCGCCUUUCGUGAGUGAAAGUGAUGUGUUGUUAGGCUGGUGGGUGCGCAGUCUGUAUGGCGCGCUGGGGCUUAGAUCAGACCAAACUAUUCUGGUAAACAAUGCGCUAAACCUGCGAACCUCUUUGCAUGAAUCCUUCAUGUCAAACAAUACUACAUAUAUGGGGAAUGCACUGUGCAUGUCACCGACCUUUCUACAGGGCGGUCAAAUUGCCAACGAACCGUUAGGUCAGAUUGCUCUGCGGAUUCGACAAUCAUUAGCGGAACAGCGAACCCCAGAACAGGUAGAAGCCAUGACAGCACUGCAAAUGCAGACGAUGGAAAAGACCGGCUAUCUAGCCUUGGUGGGUGAUCCUCGGAUGACGCUGUUGUCUUGCUCCAACUGGCAUAAAGCCCGUCUCUUUGACAUGGACUUCUCAUCGGCCGUAUUACAAAGCUCGAAUCAGUCAAGGUCGCAAACCCCUCGGAAGAUAGGAAAACCAUCCUAUGUGAAUGGAGUUCAGCACUCGGUAAAUUCAUUCCGUAACGUUCUUUCGGUAAUAGGAAAGGAUGCUGGUGGGAAUUGGUGGUUGACCGGUGUUCUGCGAACAGAUGCAUGGGCGCAUGUUGAAGAACAAUUACAUAAAUUGGGUUCGAGUUAG